AUGACCAGACUAGAGGCUCAGAUUCUGGCCGACAUUCAGCCGAUCCAAGUCAAAUGGAUGAUGGGUGACCGAGAGCUGGUGCAGUCGGAUCAUGUCGAGAUUUCCUACUUCCAAGACACCGGAGUGGCUCGUGUGGUGAUUCGAAAUGUCGGCCCGCCAGACGUCGGUCUUUACACUUGCGUGGCUAUUGAUUCGCAACCCAGUUCUCCUAUAUUUGUUGCUGAGCUUUCACCAAUAAAUGUGCUUGAAGGCGAAGAGAUCUUCCUAACUGCAACUGUUCAG
Molecule: messenger RNA, 282 nt
Organism: Protopolystoma xenopodis
Lineage: Eukaryota; Metazoa; Platyhelminthes; Monogenea; Polystomatidea; Polystomatidae
Source: the annotation of a GenBank genome assembly